AUGGUGGACCGGGGCCCUCUGCUGACCUCGGCCAUUAUCUUCUACCUGGCCAUCGGGGCGGCGAUCUUCGAGGUGCUAGAGGAGCCGCAUUGGAAAGAGGCCAAGACAAACUACUAUACCCAGAAAGUGCAUCUGCUCAAGGAGUUCCCGUGCCUGGGCCAGGAUGGUCUGGACAAGAUCCUGCAGAUAGUAUCUGAUGCUGCAGGACAGGGCGUAGCCAUCACAGGAAACCAGACCUUCAACAACUGGAACUGGCCCAAUGCAAUGAUUUUUGCAGCCACAGUCAUCACCACCAUCGGUUAUGGCAACGUGGCCCCCAAGACUCCUGCCGGGCGCCUCUUCUGUGUCUUCUACGGUCUCUUUGGGGUACCGCUCUGUCUGACGUGGAUCAGUGCCCUGGGCAAGUUCUUUGGGGGACGUGCCAAGAGGCUGGGCCAGUUCCUCACCAAGAGAGGCGUGAGCCUGCGCAAGGCGCAGAUUACGUGCACGGCCAUCUUCAUCCUGUGGGGAGUGUUGGUCCACCUGGUGAUCCCGCCCUUCGUGUUCAUGGUGACGGAGGAGUGGGACUACAUCGAGGGCCUCUACUACUCCUUCAUCACCAUCUCCACCAUCGGCUUCGGCGACUUCGUGGCCGGUGUGAACCCCAGCGCCAACUACCACGCCUUGUACCGCUACUUCGUGGAGCUGUGGAUCUACCUGGGACUGGCCUGGCUGUCGCUCUUUGUCAACUGGAAGGUGAGCAUGUUCGUGGAGGUGCACAAGGCCAUUAAGAAGCGGCGCCGGCGGCGGAAGGAGUCCUUCGAGAGCUCCCCGCACUCCAGGAAGGCCCUGCAGGUGGCGAGCGGUGCGGCGUCCAAGGACGUCAACAUCUUCAGCUUCCUGUCCAAAAAGGAGGAGACUUACAACGACCUCAUCAAGCAAAUCGGGAAGAAGGCCAUGAAGACAGGCAGCGGUAGGGAGCGGGGCCCAGGGCCAGGGCCCCCGGGGGGUGGGCUGCCGGCCCUGCCCGCCUCGCUGACCCCCCUGGUGGUCUACUCCAAGAGCCGAGUGCCCAGCUUGGAAGAGGUAUCCCAGACGCUGCGAAGCAAAGGACACAUGUCGCGGCCCAGCGGAGAGGAGGCCGGGGCCGCACCCCCCGAGGAGGGCUCCCCCACCUCUGAGGUGUUUAGUAACCAGCUGGACCGCAUCAGCGAGGAGGGCGAGCCGUGGGAUGCCCAGGACUACCACCCACUCAUCUUCCAGAGCACCAGCAUCACCUUUGUGAACAAGGAGGCUGGCCUGUUGGACGAGGACACCUCCAAGUCCUCGCUGGAGGACAACCUGGCCGGCGAGGAGAGGCCCCAGGAGGGGCCCACAGCCGAGGCGCCCCUGAACCUGGGCGAGUUCCCCUCCUCGGACGAGUCCACCUUCACCAGCACAGAGUCGGAGCUGUCGGUGCCUUAUGAACAGCUGAUGAACGAAUACAACAAGGCAAAGUGCCCCCGAGGCACGUGA
Rangifer tarandus platyrhynchus (Svalbard reindeer) is the source of this 1494-nucleotide messenger RNA. The record is from the annotation of a GenBank genome assembly. Lineage: Eukaryota; Metazoa; Chordata; Mammalia; Artiodactyla; Cervidae.